GACUUCAAAGUCUUCAAAAGUUUGGGCUCCUGCGAAUCUCAGUAAACCCAGAUUGGGGUUACAUGCUUAGAACAAGUGAUGGCCUCCUACCCAGUCCGCCUUGUCCUCUUGUCUUGUAUUUGCCCUCUGGUUUUCUUCUCUGCUUUGUUUCUCUUCAGCUUUAUCUCUUCCGGGUUGUACCUCUUCUUCUUCUUCUCCAUUGUUUCUAUUUGCUGCUGCCUUUUGGCUUUCACUCUUUCCCAUAAACAGACACCCGCAACACCAGACACUUCUGCUUCAGCUACCACCAACACAGAAGUGAUUCCUUCUUCUUCGUCGUCGUCUUCUUCUCCACGGUCCGGUAAACUCACCUACGAUGUGUUCCUGAGUUUCAGAGGUGAAGAUACCCGCAAGAAUUUCACGGACCAUCUCUACACUGCUCUCUGGCAGAAAGGGAUACACACGUUUCGAGAUGAUGAAGAGCUUGUGAGGGGGGAAUCGAUUGCUCCCAAUCUCUUGAAAGCAAUCGAAGAAUCAAGAUAUGUCAUUGUUGUCUUCUCACCAAACUACGCCGAUUCUGCAUGGUGUUUGGAUGAGGUUGCCGAGGUCGCCGAUUGCAUGAAGGAAAUGGGAACAAAAGUCCUUCCAGUGUUCUACCAUGUUGAUCCGUCGGAGGUACGAAGACAAACAGGAGAGCACUUUGGGAAAGCAUUUGAGAAGCAUCAGAAGAGGUAUAAAAAGGAACCAAACAAAGUACAGAGGUGGAAAGACGCUCUUUUCCAAGUAGGCAAUCUCUCUGGAUGGCACCUGCAAGAUGGGUCUGAAUCCAAAGUAAUUCAAGAAAUUGAAGAAAAGGUUUUCACUGAGAUGAAUAAAAUAAUCUCCACAUCUGAGGGCUUAGUUGGGAUGGAUUCUCACCUGAAUGAACUGUUUCCCUACUUAAACAUUGGGGGUCUCGAUGUUCGCAUCAUAGGGAUUUGUGGCAUGGGUGGUAUCGGGAAGACUACUAUUGCACAAGUGGUUUUUGAAAGUUUAAGAGCUCAGUUUGAAGGUGAUAGCUUUCUUGAGAAUGUUAAACAUGAAACUGAAGAGCAGGGUAGUACAAUUCAUUUACAAGAGAAACUUCUCUUGAACUUGCUGAAUACUAAUGUCAAUGUACAAAACACUAAAAUGGGAAAAGACAUUAUUAAGCAUAGACCAUCUACUAAAAGGGUGCUUGUUGUUCUUGAUGAUGUGGAUCAAGAUAUACAAUUGGAAACAUUGUGUCACCGUACUUGGUUUGGUCCUGGGAGUAGAAUCAUAUUAACAUCCAGAGAUGAACACUUGAUCAGUGCAUUUGGAGCAGAUAAAAUAUACAUGGUGAAUGCAUUAACUGAUCCUGAAGCUUUUGAUCUCUUUCGUUUGAAAGCCUUCAAUGAAGAUGAGACUGGAGAAGAUUUUCUCAAGCUAUCCUAUGAAUUUUUGAAAUGUGCUAAUGGCCUUCCAUUAGCUAUUAAAGUUUUGGGAUCGUCUGUUCGUGGCAGAAGUUUAAACUUAUGGUCAAGUGCAUUGAAGAGACUUGAAAAAAAUCCUCCAAAAGGAAUUAUUGAUGUUCUUAAAGUCAGUUUUGAUGGAUUAGAAGAAACAAAAAAGAAAACCUUUUUAGACAUCGCGUGUUUCUUUAAAGGAUUGAACAAGGAUUGUGUAAUAAGAAUACUAAAUGGUUGUGACGAUGACGGUGUGGAGAUGGAUGUACAUGUUCUUAUUGAUAGAUCUUUGGUAACUCUAUUUGGAACAAAAUUGUGGAUGCAUGAUUUGAUACAAGAAAUGGGUCGGGAAGUUGUUCUUCAAGAAUGCCGUGAAGAGCCUGGAAAACGUAGCAGGUUGUGGCUUCCCAAAGAAAUCAUCCAUGUACUUGCUCGGGGUAAGUGCAGUUGAAAGCAUAUUCCUGGUAUGUCCAACAGGAGAU
Messenger RNA from Fragaria vesca subsp. vesca, 1927 nucleotides. Its product is annotated as TMV resistance protein N-like. Gene Ontology annotation, biological process: defense response. Gene Ontology annotation, molecular function: ADP binding. The coding region runs from base 79 to 1896 and encodes 605 amino acids. NCBI's taxonomy places the organism in Eukaryota, Viridiplantae, Streptophyta, Magnoliopsida, Rosales, Rosaceae. The transcript is spliced from 3 exons. The record is from RefSeq and is a predicted model, not a curated record.